AUGUACCGAAUGAUUACCGAGCAGCGAAACACGAUUGGCGAACUACGCGAGGUGAUUUGCAAGCAGCACGACGCGAUUCAAGAACUACAUCGCCAACUUGCAGACACCAGGACCCAGCUGUCUGAAGAACUGAGACAAGCGCGGGAUCAGAUUGAUACCCUUCAACGCCACCCGGUAGCCAUGGCUUCGUCCCAACCAAGCGCAAGAGGGUCAUACGCCGAAGUCGCUCGCACCCCACCAUCAAGCCAGCCAAGCGGUGUGCGCACCCUCUCCUCGCGAAACACGACGCCUUCAUCCUUUACCGACACGUUGUUCUGUACGAUCGAUACAUCUAGAGUGGAGGAGAAAGAGAAGGGAAACGUCCAGGUGGCGGACAUUAGAAAGGCAAUCGAGACAGAGGCCAGGGCACAGGAAAGCAUGGGAGACUGGCGUUGCGCUGCGGUUGUGAAGGAGGCCCGAAACCCGGACCGAGUCAGAGUAAUUUGCCAGGGACGAAGGCGAGGUCCAGCUCGUCAAGGAAGCGGCAGAGAAGAUCAGUGUUCCUGGAGUGCGGGUAUUGAGAGACCAGUUGUACCCGGUGAGGGUAGACAAUGCCAACCGGAACAGCGGUCCUCGAUGCGGACGGGAAACAUCCUGCCGGGAGCCGCAGAGGCGCUAGGGACAGAGAACGACGUCAACAUUGCGAAGAUUGCCUGGCUCAGCAGGAAGGAUACAAGCAAGGCCUACGGCUCGAUGGUUGUCUACGUGACGAAGGGCAGCGAAGCAAGGCGACUUCUAGACGGGCGUUACUUCCAUCUCGCCGGAGAAUCCGCUUACACGACCGUUUUCGCGCCCCGGGAAGGCCCAAUCCAGUGCUACAGAUGCCAGGAGAUCGGCCAUAAGGCCUUCGCCUGCAAAAAGCCGCAAAGAUGCGGAAGGUGUGCGGAACAGGGUCACCACCACAAGACGUGUCAGUCCGUGGUCCUGAAGUGCGUGCUAUGCAGAGGAUUCCACACGAGUCAUUUAGCAAGAACUGUCGGUGCUGGCCAUCUCCGAACCAUAUGCCAGGCUGAUCGAAGGCUCGGUGACGACGGUCCCAAUGAGUCAUCACAACUGGACGAAGCUUAUACCAACGACAAGACGAGAAACCACGUGGCCAAUUCGGAGCAUGCUAUGGGAGGUUUCGAAACGGAACAGGGACGAGAACGGAUAUCAUCCUGGCGGGCGAUUUUCAACCGCCACGACCAGCUUUGGGGAGGGGACGAUGUCUCACCACGGAGACAAGGCGAGGGAGACCGCAUCAUCAACCUCAUGGACGAACACUCCCUCUGCAGCCUCCUCCCAAGAGGCACGAAGACGUGGCAGUCAGGCGACAUUGAGAGCACAAUCGACCUGGUACUGGCCUCUGCAGAACUAGCAGACCAACUACUCAGAUGCACGAUUCACCCCUGCGACCAUGGCUCAGACCACAGAGCAAUCGAGACAGCUUUUGACACCACGGUGGAGGACCGUCCCAGUGAGACGAGGUUCCUCUUCAAGAACGCGCCCUGGGCGGAAAUUAGGACUAGGGUGGCAGCAAACCUCGAACGCAUCCCCUGGGACGGCAAUGUCCAGCAGCAGACGGACAGGCUCAUGGCAGCGGUAACCGAGGCGGUCUACGGCCUGACACCUAAAGCCAAACCCUCACCAUACGCCAAGCGGUGGUGGACAACGGACCUGACACGGCUUCGCCAGACAUACACGUUUUGGAGAAACCAGGCGAGAUCUCGACCAACGAAGUACCUGCAAACCGGCAGCGGCACGAUGGGCGAUAAGAUACCCCCGCUCGUCCGACCCGAUGGCUCCAUCACGGAGGGUAAAGCAGAACAAGCGCAGGAGUUACUCACCGCCUUCUUCCCACCUUUGCCAGCGAGAAUCGAAGACGAGGGCCAACGACCUCAACGGGCGCCGGUACACAUGCCAGACCUAACAAUGGAGGAGAUAGAACAAAAGGUCCUGUCCGCUAAGCCAUGGAAGGCGCCCGGGGAAGACGGUCUACCGGCAAUGGUAUGGAGACAGCUCUGGCCAGUGGUCAAAGACAGGGUGCUCCAUUUAUUCCGGACGUCGCUUCGAGACGGCGACAUCCCCAGCCAGUGGAAGAAUGCCAAGAUCAUCCCAUUGAAGAAGCCAGGGAAGAGCGAUUACACUCUAGCCAAGUCCUGGAGACCCAUCUCGCUGCUCUCCACGCUAGGUAAGAUACUAGAGGCAGUCAUUGCGGAGCGUUUAUCCCAUGCUGUGGAGACCUGCGGCCUUCUACCCGCCAACCACUUCGGAGCCAGGAAGAGACGCUCGACCGAACAGGCUCUCCUUCUGCUUCAGGAACACAUCUACAAAGCAUGGAGAGCUAGGAAAGUGCUCAGUCUGGUCAGCUUCGAUGUCAAGGGCGCAUACAAUGGGGUCUUCAAAGACAGGCUUCUCCAGAGGCUCAAGGCAAGAGGGAUACCUGAAUCCCUGGUCAAGUGGAUCGACGCCUUCUGCUCCAAGCGCACAGCGACCAUUGCCGUAAACGGGUUCACAUCUGGACGGCAAGAGCUGCCCCAAGCGGGUCUUCCGCAAGGAUCGCCGCUGUCUCCAGUGUUAUUCCUCUUCUUCAACGCCGACCUAGUGCAGCACAAGAUCGACGCGAACGGAGGCGCAAUUGCCUUCGUGGAACGACUACACUGCCUUGGGGCGCAGAAAAUCGGGGCCCUGGCCAUCACGGGAGCCUUUCGAACCGCGGCAACAGCCGUGGUGGAAGCUGAAGCGAGCAUCUACCCCGUACGAGAACGACACGCCCAGGCGGCAGCCAGUCUGUGGAUCAACAUCCACACGCUGCCCGGAACGCAUCCCCUUGCCAUGAAGAAAGUCCGGAACACCGUACGAUUCGUAUCUCCGCUGCAGAAAAUUGCCCGUGUGGCCGAAGGAGUACGAGUUGACCGGAUGGAGACAAUCCAGGAAUACGCCGUCCCGCCCUGGGUACCUCGCCUACGACCGACGCUCGAAGCCGAUCGAGGGAAGGCGGCCGAGAUGGUCAACAAAAUUUCGGGAAUCGUGAUCGCAACCAGCUCAUCCGUAAAGAAGGGCAUUGUUGGCAUGGGCGGCCUUGCACGGGAUACUCUCUUCAACAGAACUAGCGAGACUGUGACAAACUAUGCUGUUGUUCUUGGGACAAGGGAAGAGCAGAACCCAUAUACAGCAGAGCUAGCAGCCAUCGCAAUGGCCCUGGAGAAGUUACCGGCUAGCAUCUGCCACAGGCACAUCACCAUUGACUUCGCGCUGGGGUCAGAUGCCAAGGCAGCAGCCCAGAGAGCGUCGAAGCAAGGACGCACACCCGACUCCCAAAUACCCCAGGCCAAGUCUACCGCGAUGAGGCUGGCAAUGGAAAGACAACGGGCGACAAGAGUUCUACCUGUAAGCGUGGGCAAGUUCUCAAAGGCCAUGGACGCAGCACUACCAGGCAAGCACACGCGCCAUCUCUAUGACAAGCUGAAGCGAAGGGAGGCCUGCGUAUUGGCGCAGCUCCGAACCGGAAUGGCGAGACUAAACGGUUUUUUGAGCAGGAUUGGGGCGGUCGAGUCAGACCUUUGUGCCUGUGGACAAGCGAGGGAAUCAGUGGAACACUUUCUUUUCCGAUGCUUGAGAUGGACAGCUCUGAGGGAAGACAUGCUGCAAUGCACAGUGGCAAGACGAGGAAGCCUCUCGUUCUAUCUGGGAGGGAAAGCGCCAUCAGAUACAAGGCAUUGGUCACCAGAUAUGAAGGCAGUCCGGGCGACGAUCAAAUACGCAAUGGCAACAGGAAGGCUGGAGCUGAAUGAGGAGGAGAGUCUAGACCAGUCACAGUAG
Molecule: messenger RNA, 3840 nt
Organism: Chaetomium globosum CBS 148.51
Lineage: Eukaryota; Fungi; Ascomycota; Sordariomycetes; Sordariales; Chaetomiaceae
Exons: 6
Coding region: 1-3840 (1279 amino acids)
Molecular function (GO): catalytic activity; nucleic acid binding; zinc ion binding
Source: RefSeq, a predicted model, not a curated record